This is a messenger RNA of Lycium ferocissimum, 1594 nucleotides long. RefSeq lists its product as uncharacterized. The transcript has 5 exons. NCBI's taxonomy places the organism in Eukaryota, Viridiplantae, Streptophyta, Magnoliopsida, Solanales, Solanaceae. Gene Ontology annotation, biological process: snoRNA localization; maturation of LSU-rRNA from tricistronic rRNA transcript (SSU-rRNA, 5.8S rRNA, LSU-rRNA); box C/D snoRNP assembly. The record is from RefSeq and is a predicted model, not a curated record. Gene Ontology annotation, cellular component: pre-snoRNP complex; nucleus. Bases 47 to 445 code for a protein of 132 amino acids.
UAUAAAUGCCCAUGGGUCAAUUCUCACAAACAAAGGACUGCUUGUAAUGGCAAAAGAUUAUAAUACGCUUGAGGAUGUUAAGAGAUUUGCUGAAUCUGCAAGAAGAAUGAGACAGAGGCUAUGUGGCUACUCUCAUUUUAAGCUUCCUUUCCCUCUUAAAAACCUUCGUAGAGCUGCAGCCAGUUGCAGAACCAAAAUACAGUUUCUGUCCAGUGGAAUGUCAAAGAGAGAGAAAAAUCAAACUUAUUACAACAACAGGAAUAAGUUCAUAUCUUGGACAAUUGAAUGGCGGUUUGAUUCAACAGAUGUUGUGUUUAUUGACCACGGGGUACAUGAAGACACAAGUCUCUGCUCUGUGCUUGAGACUCAUUUGAAACCUGGCCGCUGGAAUCAUCCACUGAAGCAAUUUUGUGAAGAGGGUCAAAAUCACCUUUCUAUCAGUUAAAUAUAAAAGCCCCGCUGUGUGAACAACUAGCCAAUAAAGUUAUUUUGGAAUAUCCUGUCAUUUAUGUUUUUCUGCCAUCACUAAGCUGUGAUUUUGAAGUAAUCAAAUAUUCCAUUCCUCUAAAAGUUGUGCUGAAAGAGGUAGAUUGCAGUGAUAGUCCAAGUCCCAAGGGAGUGAUGUUCAAGGAGGAGGAUAUAGGGGACGAUGGAUCAUUAGACCCACACAUUUCAGAUAUCUAGGAUUGUGCCAGGUUAAAUCCAGCAUCCCAGACCUCUAUCAAGUCAUUAGACAAGUUAACCUCAUCAUUUUUUAAUGGACAUGUUACUGAAGAUGAGCAAGAUGUAGUUGGUGAUACAUGCAUAGUGCUUGAUUCAGAAGUUUUAUCAACGAAAGAGAAGGAUCUGAGUGGAGAGAAGGACUGGUCAUUGCUGGUUGACGUUUUACCUAUGGAAUAUGAAUUAGAGGAAGGGGAGAUAGAUCCACUUUAAUUUGUCAGUGCUUUAAGCUGAUCACAUUGUCUACCUUUGAUGCUGGAGUGCUAGUGGUGUUACCAAGACGUGCCAUGUAGGAUAAAAUGGUUAGCAUUGUAUACCAGUGAUUCAUGUAAGCUGCGGUAUGUGGCUCCUUAUAAUUUCUUCUACCUUGGUGAUAGCCAUAGUAGCUGUCAUAUGGGGAUCUUGGAUUUGAUUUCUCUGGACAACCUUUCUCUGAGAUGUGAAAGAUCCACCAGACGGUGGCUUGGUCAAUAUUUGAUUCUUGUAACGUGGAAAAAGAUUUAGAACCUGAUGAACUGGAUGCAGAAUACAGUUUCAUUUGUUAGAAGUUACAUGCAAGCAGUGUACCCUUCAUAGUUCAGGUACCAGCAGCAUUCGGCGUUCCUGGUGCUAGAUGAUAUCUUGAGCAUUGUAUCUGGAGUUCCACAAUCAAACAAUUUUACAACUAUAGUUAGAUUUUCUCUUGAUUCAUCUCCCGGGAAGCAUAGUUAGAUUUUCUAUGGACAUCCAUUCAUACUAUUACGGUGAUCAAGAUAUUUUUGUGUUAUAUGCACAUGUUAUGUGCUUCUUUCUUGAUUAUUGGUAGCGUUUAUUUGAUACUAUCAUGUCUGGAUCAAAUGCAUUUAGCUACGAAGUUUUCAGCUUUAACUGUUCA